This is a messenger RNA of Culex pipiens pallens (northern house mosquito), 909 nucleotides long. Its product is annotated as collagenase-like. Gene Ontology annotation, molecular function: serine-type endopeptidase activity. The record is from RefSeq and is a predicted model, not a curated record. NCBI's taxonomy places the organism in Eukaryota, Metazoa, Arthropoda, Insecta, Diptera, Culicidae. Gene Ontology annotation, biological process: proteolysis. The coding region runs from base 37 to 861 and encodes 274 amino acids. The transcript has 2 exons.
GCAGUUCGAUUAGUUCGCUCAAAUCGGUUGUGCAAGAUGAAAUCCCUAGCAGUGCUUGCAGUUCUCGUGGCCGCCGUUUCGGCUUCCAUCAUCCCGGACCGUGACCAGCGGGUCAUUGGUGGAAACACCGCUGACCUUGGUCAGUUCCCGUAUGCCGUUGGAUUGAUCACCCGUAUCAACAUCCUGCUCUCUGGUCAGUGCUCUGGAUCUUUGAUUUCCGCUAACUUCAUCCUCACCUCGGCUAGCUGCGUCAGCGGCAUCCAGAGUGCCGUUGCCGUCAUGGGAGGUCUUGCCAUUAACAACCCAACCGAACCGGGACAGGUUCGCAUGACUGUGACUCAAUUCGUUGUCCACUCUGGAUUCGAAGAGAACGGUGAAGUUUUCGAUGUCGCUCUAGCUCGUCUUCCAUCAGCUGUGUCCUUCAGCGACAACAUACGUCCGGUGCGUCUGCCGAACCGUCGCCAGGUUGACAACCUGUUUACAAACCAGCAGGGCACGUUCAUCGGCUGGGGACGAUUCGGUGAGGGAACCACGAACUCUGAGGUGCUGCGUUUUGGACGGUCUACCGUUAUCUCCAACCUGGCCUGCCGUUUGAGCUUGCCCACCAACACAAUUCUGGAUGAGAAUAUUUGUACGAACGGACUUGACUCGGCCACUAACCAGGCCUCUCCGUGCCAGGGCGACAGUGGCGCACCGCUGACCGUCACCGACGCCGACGGAAUCACCACCCAGAUUGGCGUCUUUUCGUUCCAUUCGAUUCUCGGAUGCGACAGCGGCCGUGCUGCUGUAUUUACUCGCAUGUCCGCAUAUCUGGACUGGAUCGCAGCGAACUCCGAUGUUGUGAUUCGUGACGAUUUCUAAGCGGUUGAUUGGUUCUUACGCAGUAAUAUAUUGUAAUCUUACUUUUUA